Zasmidium cellare ATCC 36951 is the source of this 2343-nucleotide messenger RNA. RefSeq lists its product as uncharacterized. Lineage: Eukaryota; Fungi; Ascomycota; Dothideomycetes; Mycosphaerellales; Mycosphaerellaceae. Gene Ontology annotation, molecular function: N-acylsphingosine amidohydrolase activity. The record is from RefSeq and is a predicted model, not a curated record. The transcript has a single exon. Gene Ontology annotation, biological process: ceramide catabolic process; long-chain fatty acid biosynthetic process; sphingosine biosynthetic process. Gene Ontology annotation, cellular component: extracellular region. The coding region runs from base 1 to 2343 and encodes 780 amino acids.
AUGGCUCGCACGCCUCUUCCAGUUCUGGUAGUGGCCGUCCUGGCCUUCGUCGUCCUGGGCACUUUGAACGUUCUCCACCGAUUAGGACCUUCAGUUCUAGACCUCUGGGAAGACGCUCCUCAGUUCAACCUCCACUCGGUUCAGGAAGCCGUGCAGAAUGUUGACGAACAGUAUCUUGUUGGCGUAGGAAAGGGCGACAUCACUGGACCCGUCGUGGAGAUCAAUUUCAUGGGAUAUGCUGAUCCUGACCAGCUGGGCACUGGAUUGAGACAGCGACUAUACUCUCGAGCCUUCAUCAUCGGCCAUGUAGAUCAACCCAAAGAUCGCAUCGUCUACUUGGUGCUGGACACACAGUCGGGCGACACUGCCGUGCGUCAUGGCAUUCUUGACGCUAUCAAACAUCUGGGAGACGAGUAUGCCGUAUAUGGCCAGCAGAAUAUCGCCGUGACUGGAACACAUUCUCACAGCGGCCCAGGCGGCUGGCUCAACUACCUGUUACCUCAGAUUACGACAAAAGGCUUCGAGAAACCAUCUUAUGAAGCUAUUGUGGAAGGCGCUGUUGCCUCUAUCAAGCAAGCUCACGAACGAUUAGCCCCUGGCUACCUCACGGUUGGGUCUGUCGAUGUCAAAGAUGCAAACGUCAACCGCAGCCCGUGGGCAUACCUGCAGAACCCUGACGAAGAACGAGAACGGUACGAACAUGAUGUCGACAAAGCUAUGACUGUGCUUCGCUUGUCGCAUGCGACAGACGAUGGAGAGAGCGAUGUUGGCAUACUCACGUGGUUUCCAGUCCAUGGCACCAGCAUGCUUGGCAACAAUACCCUCGUCACUGGCGACAACAAAGGUGUCGCUGCGAGGCUAUUUGAGCAAGCUAUGAACGAUCCAGAGUUUGUUGCAGGCUUCAGUCAGGCGAAUGUGGGCGAUACCUCGCCGAACAUCUUCGGAGCUUACUGCGAGACGGGGAAGCAAGCUGGUGAACAAUGCGACUUCAAGACUAGUUUGUGCGACGGCAAGACUCAGCCAUGCCAUGCUCGUGGUCCACACUGGGGUCGCAAUGAUGGCGGCACGGCUUCCAAUUAUGAGAUCGGCCUGCGUCAGGCGGACGCAGCUCGCAACCUGUUCAACGAUCGAAAGGCAUUCACUCCUGUCUCUGGUCAGAUUGUGAAGAGCAUCCAUCAAUUUGUCGAUCUCAGCGACUAUCACUUUACUCUGCCCAACGGCACACAUGUGCGGACAUGUCCUGCUGCCCUGGGAUACUCCUUCGCCGGCGGUACUACAGACGGACCUGGCGCCUUUGACUUCAAGCAAGGUAAUACCGGCGAUCCAGACGCCAAUCCGCUGUGGGCCGCAGUCAGCAACGCGUUACACAAAGCGAAUGAAACCCAAAAGGCCUGCCAGCGCGAGAAGCCGAUCUUGCUUGAUGUGGGCGAGACGAAAUCACCUUACGACUGGACACCCAACAUUGUAGACAUCCAGCUCUUCCGGAUUGGGCAGCUCUUCAUGAUCAUCUCUCCGGGCGAAGCGACUACGAUGGCAGGUCGUCGAUGGAAGGAAGCUCUGGAAUCGACCGCUAUCGCCACCUUUUCAGAACUUGAUUCUGGUGAUCGGAAGCCGGUCGUUGUGCUGGGUGGUCCUGCCAAUUCGUAUACUCACUACAUCGCCACACCUGAGGAGUACACCGUCCAGCGAUACGAAGGAGCUUCUACGCUCUAUGGACCCUGGACACUGCCUGCGUAUAUUAACCUUACCCUCACAUACCUCCCCCGCCUUGCUGGCGCCGAAACGAACUGGCCACAUCUACGCCACGGUCCAAAGCCGCCGAUCAACGUGAACAGGAGUCUCAACUUCAUCACUCCAGUCAUCCAAGACACGGCUCCCUUCUUCAAGCAGUUCGGCGAUGUUCUUUCCGAUGUAAAUCCAACUCCAUACGAAGCAGGAGACGCCAUCGUCGCACGUUUUGUCGGUGCAAACCCACGCAACAACUUCCGCCUUGGAGGCACAUUUGCCGCAGUUGAGAAAGAGAAUGCAGACACAGCCGUCUGGGAGCAGGUGAGGGAUGAUGAUGACUGGAGUCUUGUAUAUGAGUGGAAGCGUACGUCGACGCCUCUGGGGUUGAGUGAAGUGACGAUCAAGUGGGAGACGAAGUGGGAGACUGGGGCUUGGCGAGAGGAAGAUGAUGAUGCUGAAGAUGCAGGAAAGAAACCGCAUGGAGACCUGCUCGUCAGGGAUGGCAUUCCCCUCAAGGGACGAUAUCGAUUAAAGUAUUACGGUGAUGCGAAGUCGGCGAUUGGUGGCACGAUCACGGCUUUCGAGGGCACGAGUGGGGAGUUUACGAUUGAAUGA